Periconia digitata is the source of this 276-nucleotide messenger RNA. The record is from the annotation of a GenBank genome assembly. NCBI's taxonomy places the organism in Eukaryota, Fungi, Ascomycota, Dothideomycetes, Pleosporales, Periconiaceae.
AUGUCAAUACACAUGUCUUAUACAAUCAUCAUCCCAUCUCCCUCGUUCUUGAUCUAUCCAAUGAAUCGUGUCAUGUCACGUCAAAGAGUAAAUGGCACUGCUCCGUCGCAUCAUGUCGUCGCGGUACUUGAUCAAUUCCUCCUACAUGUACAACCACCCCUUUUUCUACCCAGACAUUACCACGCCUGCCAAAUCUCGCGUCUUUCCUCUACUUUCCCCUCCUUCCUCCCUAGAAGUACAUGUGCAUUCGUUUGCACCCAUUCCCCUUGUGACUAG